Jaculus jaculus (lesser Egyptian jerboa) is the source of this 2477-nucleotide messenger RNA. It is a transcript of the gene Kdsr, whose product is annotated as 3-ketodihydrosphingosine reductase. The record is from RefSeq and is a predicted model, not a curated record. Gene Ontology annotation, cellular component: endoplasmic reticulum membrane. NCBI's taxonomy places the organism in Eukaryota, Metazoa, Chordata, Mammalia, Rodentia, Dipodidae. Gene Ontology annotation, biological process: sphingolipid biosynthetic process. The transcript has 10 exons. The coding region runs from base 17 to 1015 and encodes 332 amino acids. Gene Ontology annotation, molecular function: 3-dehydrosphinganine reductase activity.
CGCGCCGCGCCGCGCCAUGCUGCUGCUGGCCGCCGCCUGCCUCGUGGCCUUCGUGAUGCUGCUCUACAUGGUGUCCCCGCUCAUGAGCCCCAAGCCCCUCGCCCUGCCCGGAGCGCACGUCGUGGUUACAGGAGGCUCCAGCGGCAUCGGGAAGUGCAUUGCCAUUGAGUGCUACAAACAAGGCGCGUUUAUCACUCUGGUCGCAAGAGAUGAGGACAAGCUACUGCAGGCGAAGAAGGAAAUUGAAAAGUGUUCUAUUAAUGAUAAACAGGUGGUGCUUUGUAUCUCAGUUGAUGUGUCUCAAGACUACAAUCAAGUAGAAAAUGUCAUUAAACAAGCCCAGGAGAAGCUGGGUCCCGUGGACAUGCUUGUCAACUGUGCAGGAACGUCGUUGGCAGGAAAAUUUGAAGAACUCGAAGUUAGUGUUUUUGAAAAAUUGAUGAGCGUCAAUUACCUGGGCAGCGUGUACCCCAGCCGGGCAGUCAUCACCACCAUGAAGGAGCGCCGCGUGGGCAGGAUCGUGUUCGUGUCUUCCCAGGCCGGCCAGCUGGGGCUGUUCGGCUUCACGGCCUAUUCGUCGUCGAAGUUCGCCUUGAAGGGCCUGGCCGAGGCGCUGCAGAUGGAGGUGAAGCCUUACAAUGUCUACAUCACCGUGGCCUAUCCCCCGGACACGGACACCCCCGGGUUGGCUGCAGAAAAUAAAAGUAAGCCUUUGGAGACUCGACUUAUUUCAGAGACCACAGGUGUUUGCAAGCCAGAACAAGUGGCCAAACAAAUUGUUAAAGAUGCCAUCCAAGGGAAUUUUAACAGCUCCAUUGGCUCCGAUGGCUACAUGCUCUCCUGCCUGACCUGUGGGAUGACCCCGGUCACCUCCAUCACCGAGGGACUCCAGCAGGUCGUUACCAUGGGCCUUUUCCGCAUCAUUGCACUGUUUUACCUUGGAAGUUUCGACAACAUAGUCCGUCGCUGCAAGGCUCAGAGAGAAAAAGCUGGCAUUGUUGAUAAAACUGCCUAAUUCUUACCCCUCAGACAAGAGACGGUUUCUGAAUCACGUGAAGAGCUUGCUGCUACAGUGGGACCCGAUUUUUUUGGCCUACAGAUUCUUGUCUUGUUUUUUGAGUGUGUGAGAUUGGACCAGUGCCCUGCAGAAACGCGGCUGUAAGCAAAGGGGUAGAAAUUCAAGUCCAGACAAUGUUAGGAAUACUAUGCAAAUACACAGUGGCAGACCUUUUGAUUUUCUGGGCUCUGAGGUGAAACGGUGGUAGUGUGAGAACUCUUAGAUGGUAAACAGGGUAAAAAGACAGACUUCCAGAAUGGUAAUUUGAUUUUUUUUUGGGGGGGGUACUUACUCUCCCUACCCCUUUGCCCUAGAGAUCUAAUUCAGAAAUGUACUUUGUGGCACAAAAAAAGUUUGGAGAGGUUUUUUAUUUUAUUUUAUUCUAAACUUUCCACAAAAGGCAGUUUUUGGUGUCUUUCUGUUUGUUUCCUUUUUGCUUUGUUUUCAGUCUGAAUGUCACCAACGUCUUGGUGUCAUGUUCAGGAACCUCUACUGCUGGUGAAAACCCUUGACAUCUCUCUCUUUGAUCCCAUUACGCUACCAAGGGGGAUGAGAGAGACCAGUCCAGGGGCAGGGCCGGAGGCGAGCGGUCCUGGAGGCUAACGCUCGGGCCGGGGAAGCAGCCUCCUUACGUGCUCUGCGAAGAGAAGUGGAAGUCACGGACGCUCCCAGGAUCACGGUGUCUUCAAUAGCCGCGGUGCCCCGAAACCCUCAGUUCCCCUCCCCUGCCGUGUCUGCUGCAGGAUCGUCCUCUCCCUCCCCUCCCGAGUUUGCUUCUCCUGCUGUCCUACUUUAAGAUGAAGACCAGCUAAGAUUUUUUUUGGACUUGACUUUUUAAAUUCAGUUCUUGAAUUCAUUAAAACAGACAAACAACACUACAAAGUGUGUCCUUCUUAUACUAGUAGCACACAUGUAGCUCUUAGGAAAGGCUGACAAUGAUUGUCUAUUUCCCAGUUUCACUUGUCAGGAAAGAAACGCGUGGUGCGUUUUGGCCAAUCCUCGUGCUGGAAUCCGGAGGAUCGGUCCUCGGACGCGGACCGCAGCAGUGCUUUCAUGCCAAGUGGGAGGGAACUCGCCUGUCUAACUGUGCUGGCCGGGCCUGGAAGCCCUCCUUUCCUGGGAAUGUGCUUUCCAGGUUGCGGGUUUCGUUCCAUGGAUCUCCACACCAAGUGCCUAUGAUGAGUCGCAGCUAGCAUCCUCUGUUGUUUCCUGUCCGUCGUUCCUUCUCCUCGAACCCAGAAUGACGACUACCUUCCUCUUCUCAUUUUACCCCUGUUUCUGGCAUGUCCACGAGCGCAUUCCAGUCCAUCCCAGUGGGAAAAGACCUUGACUUUUAAGAAAAAAAAAACUUUCAAAAUGUGGAACUAGAUAAAUAAGAGCAAAAGCAACCAAAUACUUAGAAAUUAUUAUUAUUUAUAUG